UACUAUCCUUAUUUGCCGAUGAUACGCUACCCGCUACAAUUAGCGUGUGUACACUGUGAAACUUUAUAUUUUUAAUGGUAUUCUUUUCAAAAUUAAUAGAAGCGACGUCCGUUGACAUUCCUUCAUUCAGGAAGUGAUAUUAAAAUGGAUCGUUUUCUAAUCUAGGAGGAUUCACAAUAUAUUAUUCUGCAAAGGACUAAGCAUGGGACUAUAUGAAUAUGCCUUUUGUUCGAUAUUUUUCAUUCAGGUUUUAAACUUUAUUACAGGUCAACUGAUACCGCAAGAAGAGUUGAAAAAUGUCACAUCGUGUGGCCUUCCCAUAGAUGUAACAUGUGGAAGCAAUGAAAUUAUCGCAGUGCAUUCCUUGUACUUUUGGUACCAUGCGACUUGCUCUGGCACAUGCUGUAACUAUGACAGCAGUCACUUUAGUGCUGGUGCAGAUUCCGGCGUUAUCCAAGCUGUCCGUCGUAAGUGUUCGGGCGAAAAUGCAUGUAGCCUAGUCCACCUUGAUGGUAAUCGUGAUUUUGGAAGUGUGGGUGUCCAUGACCCUUCUUACUUUGUUGUAAAAUAUUACUGCAUACUUGCAUCGAGGAUUACUUCAAUUUGCUCAGGGGAAACGCUAACGUCAGCAGGUGAACCAGUGUAUCUAAUUAACGAUAAUUAUCCGUCCGUGACGACUGGGAAUAGCACGUGCGCGUGUUCAAUAGAAGUUUUCUCGUGUACGUCCAGUAUAAACCUUUAUAUACUUGAUGCAGACUUGUACUUAGAUGAAACAACUUGUGAUCAAACUAUUGACUUUGUCGAUGGUACAAAUACAUCCCUCAGUGUGAUCAAUUGUAAAUCUUAUUAUGACAACAGGAUAGAUGAAAACAGAUUUAACACCAAUUACUUGAAAAUUGAUUUUAUUGAUAAUUCUGAACACAAUCAAGAGGGAUACAUUUUCCUCGGAUUUGGAGUGUCUGAAACGGUUGCUUUUAAACUCAGCUGUCCAUACGAACAACAAUAUGUAUGCCGUGACUGUGGAGUUCCGGGCCCUAUAUCUCAUGGAAAAUUGGAACUCGUCGAUAGCAGCAACAGCAGUUAUGGUUCAUUAGCUAAGGUCAGCUGUGACAAUGGAUAUGAGUCAGAAGAUUCAACAGUCAGCUGUCUAGAUACAGGCCAGUGGGAAAGUGUUGCGUGUUUACUCAAAGAUUGUGGGACACCAUAUGACAUUUCCAAUGGCACUAUAACUCCUGUCAUCAAUGGGAGUGCAACCUUUGGCGCAAGAGCUAAUGUUAUAUGUGACGAAGGAUAUGAAAUAAAAGGAAAUUGUGCUGGUACCCAGUUUCAAUGUGGCGAUGGUUCGUGCAUCGACAACAGUUUGUGGUGUGAUAAUUUUCCAAGUUGUGACGAUAUGUUAGAUGAAUUAUUGUGUGAGGAUCAGCAGUCUUGUCUUGAAGGUCAAAUGUUAUGUGGUACGAGUUGUGUUGAUUCUCAAGUAGGCAUAACAUGCAAUGAUAGCGGUACAACGGCUGCUGAAGCAAACACUGGAACAAUUAGCUGUUUAGUGAUAGGGAAAUGGGAGAUUGUCAAAUGCUCAGCAAAAGAUUGUGGAGCUCCAGUAAAUGUAACUGGUGCAACUGUUACAACGUCAAGUAAUAACUUAGAAUCCUCUGUUGCUACAUACAUAUGUGGAGAAGGGUACACGCAUAUUUCCGGCGAUUUGCAACGGACGUGUAGAUCCGACAGUACUUGGAGUGGAUCACUUCCAACUUGCAUACCCGACUGUGGAAAUCCCCCUAAUAUUCCCUAUGGAAGUAUCACUUUAUUAGAAGACGGAAACACAACGUACAAUUCUACAGCUAGAGUUACAUGCCAAGAGGGUUAUAAGGCAAAGAAACAGAUGGUCACAUGUAAAGAGAGGGGGAGGUGGGAAAGUAGUUCAUGUGAACCAAAAGAGGAUACACACGAUGAUAAACAACAAACAGAGGAUGGAAAUGCUUCUUCGACCAUUCUGGUAGCCGUUCUGGUACCAAUAAUAGUCAUAGGCAUAAUAUUAGCAAUCUGUGUUAUUUGGAGAUACAGACAAAGAUUGUGUGAAAUAAUAAGUUCUAAAGGGCAUGAAAGCAUAUCAUUCAAGAAUGAAGAAGUUCUUCAGGAUCCAAAUGUAUCUUCCAAAAAUGAAGACAUUCUUCCAGAAAUUCCAGAAGUUCAGCCAUGUCAGGAUUCGAAAACUGAUGUCCAGACUAACGAAAUUGUGCCAGAAACACAAAAAUGUCAGGAAUCGAAUGUUGCUGUCAAGACCGAUGAAGUUCUGUCGGAAAAACAACAAUGUCAAGAAUCGAAUGUUGCUGUCAAAACUGAUGAAGAUCUGCCAGAAAAACAACAAUUCCAGGAAUCGAAUGUUGCUGUCAAAACCGAAGACGUUCUACCAGAAAAACAACAAAGACAAGAAUCGAAUGUUGCUGUCAAAACCGAUGAAGUUCUGCCAGAAAAGGACCCGAAUGUUGAUGCGAUGACUGAGAAUGUUCUGCAUGAAAAGCAACAAGGUCAGGAUUCAGAUGUCUCUGCUCCGAAUGACGAACUACCAGACAACCAACAAAGUCAGGUUUCGAAUGUUGCUGGGGACUCAGAAGAAAAAGAAAAGCCGGAUCAGAGUUGAAAUCUGAAUGACUGUUGUUAUAGAACGCAACCAUUUUUUGUAUAUUGCAUUACAAUGUUAAGUGUCAUUGUGUAAUAUUUAUUCAUGGCAAAGCUUUGAAUAACCUUUCUUAAUUUAAAUGCAUUACUUUGAUAUACUAAACAUGUACAUAACAGUUCAGUUUCUAUGCUACAUACAUAAACCUGGUAAGUGUGCAGGAUAGGAAUCCAAGUGAAAACACAGCGCUGCUAAAAUGCGCAUAUUCAUUUUAAAGGGGUAUUAUGUGUUUUGGUUUCCUAUCUGUUUGGUUGAGAGUAGGACCGACACAAUUUAUGUAAUAAUGCAACUUUCAAGGGUUUUUUUUAAUGGUAGAUGCCACUAGGGGCAAUAUUUCAGGCCUGGGUGGGAACUUGGGUAAAACCAUUAAUCUUCCGUUAGCCAGUCUGAUGUUUUUCUCACAUGAAGAAUUAUACCUAACGAGAGAGAUUUUGAAGCCAUAUCAGUAAUAGGCAAGUGAUUCAAAGUUAGCGACGACCAUUACCAUUCGGACAAGUAGGCUCCAUGUGUUUGACGUGAAAAGAAAACAUUUGAAUAAUGAAACAAAAAUUCAGUUUCAUAAAGUAAUAAUACAUAUUAUACAGCGAUCCUAACCAAGUACCAGAACUAAACAAAUAUUAAUUUCUAUGAAUGUAUUUCGCUGUAAAUAUAAUUAUAUUCGAAAGAUGUAAAAACGUUCUAUCUACGUACGAGAUUCUCGAAUUUGGUUAUAUUCUCUAACAGACAAUAUUAGAACAGGAAAAAUUAGAGUGAAAUAUUAGAUCUCCACAAAACUAAUGUGCCUCGUACUCAUUGAACUGCAAAACGCCUUUCUACAAAAUGCAAUGAAUGGUAAUAUGCCAAAGUGGAGUACAUGCAUGUAAUGAAUCCUUUGAUGAAUCCAUUAAACUAUUUUCUUGCAUAGCCUUAAAACCUUGAACGAAAUACUUUUCAGUUACUUAAUUAUUAUAUUUAAUUGUUAUAUGUGCCAUUAAACUUAAUUCUUAUUAGAUAAAUGUGCUUGGUGCUUGUGAUUGGAUAUAAUUUGUUUCUAACUACUGUGAUCUUCUUUAACUCUCAUUAAAUAAAACAAUUUACAAGUUUACAUGUUGUAAAAUGACGGCAUAAUAAGUCGUUCUUUCUUCGUGAGUAAAGACUUUGUUCCUACGUUGUUGAAGCAGACCGAGUUAAUAAACAAUCAUGGACUGUGUAAUAAAAAUCUGAGUGACACUGCCACAUAGGCAAGUGAAAAGAAAGACAUUUUUGGAGCACAUGGACCAAAACUUUGUCAGGGAUAAACACUCUCACGAAAUUUGAUAAUGAAUCUAUUAUAAAAUACUGGUUAGUACACAUCGGACAAUGUAAGUUGUAAUAUAAAUGUCAGUUGUUGAGCAAAUAAAUUUCCCUCCUAGAGCUGAAGCACUAUUCUCUUUAGUUUAUUGCAGACAUAAAUCUUCAAAAUAUUAAAACCGAUUAUUCCUAGCACUGUAUUAGGCCAACAAACGCGUAUUUAGCAAAGAUUACAUACUAUUUAAUGAGAAAAAAAUCCAACGAAUGAACACGUGAAGACGUAACAGAGUUGCUGCAGUGACUAGUCUCUCUAGUAACCGCCAUCAAAGUUUAUGUUGUUAAGCCGAUACUGACAACAAUAUGUAUUGUGUUGCUAACUAGAUGAUAUAUAUUUGCCUGAUCGUAAAUUCAACAUGUUAUCAAAUACAUAUGAUAAUGAAAAUAUUUUACGAAUACAAUUAAACUAUAAGGGCAUGUAA
Molecule: messenger RNA, 4425 nt
Organism: Mercenaria mercenaria
Lineage: Eukaryota; Metazoa; Mollusca; Bivalvia; Venerida; Veneridae
Exons: 14
Coding region: 203-2641 (812 amino acids)
Molecular function (GO): protein binding
Source: RefSeq, a predicted model, not a curated record